AUGAAUUUGCAGCCUCAAGAGGUUCAACCAAAUCCGAAGCCCGUAUCUCAGCAAGCAAUACAUCAUUCCGAUGGACAAAUGAUUUAUGUUUGCUCUUAUCAAUCAAUUGCUUAUUAUGCGCCUCUGGAAGAUGAUAGCACAACCCGAAUCAAAGAAAAUAGAGGUGAAACAAGUGGACCAGCACCUUUGCUAAUACCUUGUAAAUUACCCUCGGUCGGAUUUGAAAGAAUUAAAAAAGUGAUGUGCUCCAUGAAUUAUGUUAGAGUAUUGAGCGAGGAGGGGAGAGUAUUUAAAAUUGGAUUUGAUUUAGGAAUUUCUAAAAUUGUUUAUGAGCAAGAAAUUGAUACCUACAAUUUAUUUAUUGAUGAUAUGAGUUGUUUUACGUACGGAGUGCUAUACCUGGCAAGAGAAAGAACCGAUAAUACAUCACGUAAUAAGGAAAAUUCCAUGCACAAAAAAUUGAAAACAUAUUUGUAUGGAGGCUGUAAAAACUUUUUUAAUAAUUUAGGUGUUGUUGAACGCAGCACCAGUAUGGAUGAAGAAGAUUUUAGGCUCCUGUAUACGCCUGAGGAAGGGUCCACUAUUACUCAUAUUGCUAGUGCAUUUUCAUUUUCCAUCUGUGUUCUCAACAGAACUGAUAUUCAUUGUUGUAGUACUAGUUGGGAGUGGUCUACCAAACAAUUCUCCACUCCCAAGCCCAUCAUUCAUGUGGCUUGCUCUGGAUUUUUUGUUGCUUGUAUUUUACAAGACUUCACUGUUUUAGUGGCUAACUCUGAAAUGCAAAUUUUCGAAUUGACCUCUCGUCGUAUUGACAGAGUUUUUGGAGGAUAUGAUUCAUUGAUAUUUCGAGCAAAAAGUAAUAUACCUUCAGUAGCUCAGUAUUUAAUCUAUAAUGACGAACUACAACCACUCUCAAAUUAUUUUCCUGAAGACAACUGGACCCGACAGUGUCAUUGGAGCGAAAUAGAAUUUGAGUACAAGAAGGAAAUAUUAAUGUUGAACUUUAGGUGGGAUCGACCAUAUGGCUUUUAUUUUGUGAGCACCUCAGAGAAUGAAUCUAACAAGUUUGUCGAUCUGGGCCGCUUCUUUCAGGGAUCGAAUCACUGUGUGAAAUGCUCAUUUACAAACCACACUGUAGCCUUUUACAUUGUACCUCCAAAAUUUGAUUUGGGACUGUUAUUGAGGAAUGCAUUAACUCAUAUUCCGUUUACAGAUGUUUCUUUUGUCAACCAUCAUGGUAUCUCUGAUUGA
Molecule: messenger RNA, 1251 nt
Organism: Naegleria lovaniensis
Lineage: Eukaryota; Heterolobosea; Eutetramitea; Acrasida; Naegleriidae
Exons: 1
Coding region: 1-1251 (416 amino acids)
Source: RefSeq, a predicted model, not a curated record